AUGCCUUUCUCACACCAUAGUCACUCUGGUCAAUUCUGUGAAGGCCAUGCUCGGGAUUCGUUGGAGGAGAUCGUCCUCACGGCGAUCUCCAAGGGAAUGCACACCUUUGCCUUGACCGAACAUAUGCCGCGGCAUGAUCAAGACAGAUAUCCUGAGGAGGAGGAAGCAGGCGCCACCCUUGCAUCAGCACUGGAGAAUGAAGCGGCAUACUUCAAGGAGGCGGUUCGGCUGAGGGAAAAGUAUGGCAGCAGAAUCGCACUUCCCAUUGGCUUUGAGUGUGAUUGGAUCCGGCCAGAGUCUCUCGAGCUGAUCGAGAGAAGCAUACAAAGUUAUGCAUUUGACUUCUUCGUGGGGUCUGUGCACCAUGUGCACACCAUCCCCAUCGAUUACGACCAUGCGUUUUACCAGCAAGCCCGUGACAAGGCGGGCGGGACAGAUGAGCGACUGUUCGAGGAUUACUUCGACGCCCAGUUGGCGAUGCUGCAGGCGACGAAACCCCCGGUGGUGGGGCAUUUCGACCUCAUUCGCCUGAAAAGUGAUGAUCCUGACGGUGGUUUCAAGCAUCUGCCCGGCGUCUGGGACAGAAUCGAGCGCAACUUGGACUAUGUUGCGUCAUACGGAGCGACGCUCGAGCUCAACCUGGCGAGUUUGCGCAAAGGCAUGAGCGAGCCAUAUCCCCAAGCCGAGAUAUGCGAGGCUGCGCUGAAGAAGGGUAUCAAGUUCUGUUUAUCCGACGACAGCCACGGAAUCGAUCAGGUUGCCUUGAACUAUCACCGAUGCCUACCGUUCCUCCAAAGGGUAGGAAUCGGUUCUUUGACCUUUUUCAAUCACAGCACAGGUUCGGGCAACAGCACUGACGAGCGGUUCCCGGCCCUGCGAUCUGAGCAGAUGUCGUUGGCCGAGGUCGAAAAGCACACCUUUUGGAAGUCUUGUGAAGUCUAG
Exophiala bonariae is the source of this 942-nucleotide messenger RNA. RefSeq lists its product as uncharacterized. Gene Ontology annotation, molecular function: histidinol-phosphatase activity. Gene Ontology annotation, cellular component: cytoplasm. The transcript has a single exon. Bases 1 to 942 code for a protein of 313 amino acids. Lineage: Eukaryota; Fungi; Ascomycota; Eurotiomycetes; Chaetothyriales; Herpotrichiellaceae. Gene Ontology annotation, biological process: L-histidine biosynthetic process. The record is from RefSeq and is a predicted model, not a curated record.